Molecule: messenger RNA, 4616 nt
Organism: Daphnia carinata
Lineage: Eukaryota; Metazoa; Arthropoda; Branchiopoda; Diplostraca; Daphniidae
Exons: 2
Coding region: 212-4183 (1323 amino acids)
Source: RefSeq, a predicted model, not a curated record
AGUUUACAAAAAAAAAGAGCAUGCCACUGUUGGGCGGGUAUCCCCAAAGAAACGUAGCUGAGGACGGCCCAAGUUGAUAUAAAGGCCUUCGUCUUUUGCAAAGUCCAACCAUUCGUGCUUCUUCUCUCUUUGUGUGCAAACCGGCGCAUGUUUCCGACUAUCUACGCCGAAAACAUAUUCGGAAAAAAGGUUUCAAAAACUGUUGGCGUGGAUGCCACCGUCUGCCAUGUUCCGCUCAACGUUCAUCGUCGCUCUUUUGAUCGUGUCCGUCUUUUGUGCCGAGGAACACGUUACACAAGAGCCAAUCGAGGAUCAAGAAGCAGUGGAAUCCAAAAGGUCAACCCAUUCUCAAAAACUGGAACAAGGGAGAACGAGAGGCGAGUACAGGAUAUUUUUACCUGAUAAUCGAUGGCAAAUCGUGUCUUACGUUGCCGACGAUGACGGUUACAGAGCGACAGUGCGUUACGAAAAUGGACCCCAUGACAUCCUACGGGAAGAACAAUCUCAUUGGGGAUUUACAACUGGAUCUUCAUUUCCUAAUGAUGAAGCGGCUCGCAUUGAUCCUUUAGUUUACAACCCCAUUACUCCACCUCGGAUUCCGCAUCGAUUUAAUCCGCAUAACUCUGAAGAUCCUCGUUAUGAGAAACCACCAUAUCAGCCGCAACUUAAACCGCCUAAUCGUCCACCUUAUCCAGGUGUGUUGACGAGCCAGGUGAAUACGUUUAUCAUCCACCCUACCCCGACACAAAGACCUGACGACGGGCGUAAACAACCUCAUUUUGAGGGUGGAUUAGAGCCGAAAGAAAAUGUUGAACGAACUCCUCCGCAACUUUCGAAAGAUGUGGCUUCUUCAUCUCCCUCUUCUCCACCUCCGGUUUAUAUACCACGACCGUAUGCGACGGGCCAACCAAGGCCAACUACACCACCUCCGGUUUAUACUGCCCCACGUCCUGAGAAAUUCCCAGACACUCCAGUUUACAUACCAAAGGCAAAACCGCCAAAGAUCGAGAUCAAGGACAGCAUAAUCUACGAUCCAAACGAGUACCAUCCCUUCUUUCAACCUAUAGAGAAACCGAAAAUUCUCACUGUCCAGCCGAUUCGUCCAUUCCAUCUACCUGACCAGUUCUACGAAACUCGUUUCAAACAACAGCAAUCACUUGUUACGAACUUGGAACGGCCCGUCCCUCCGACGCAAAAUCAACAACGUCCUCAAGAACCCAGCCAACAUCGUCCACCAGUGCCCCCAAAGAAAGACGAAGAACGACCCAAACAAGAAACAAAACGUCCUUACCUGGAUAAACCAGUUAGUAAUGAAUGGACACCGCUGUAUCGACCGUACGAACCGAAACCGAAUACUGAAGAUUUUGUUCCAUCUUAUCCAGUAAAACCAACCGAAUCGUACGUACCAAAAGAACGACUUCCUUUCAAGGCAUCUGUACCUUACCCAAUUGAAACGGAUGUCGAACAACCUUACGAACGUCCUGCUUUCUAUCCUGACACACCUGCGCAAAGCUUCAGACCGCAACAAAGACCUGCGAUUGAAGCUGCGACUUCGUAUCCUGAUAAACCGGUUGAACAGAAAUAUCCUGAAAAGGCCGUUGAACCGCAAGCAAAGCCCACGAUUAAACCUUCGUAUUCGGAGAAACCAGCAGAGACGUAUGAAGCUGAAAAGAAACCUGAAUAUGGUACCCUGCCACCUUAUCCAGCUGAACCCACCCAACCAUACCAGCCUGACAAGAAACCUGUUUAUGAACCUAAUCUGGACAAGCCGAGUGUACCGUAUGACCAAAAACAGAAGCCCGGAUAUGAACCUACUGUUCCUAACGACGAAAAACUGUAUGAGCCGGUGACUGCUCAUCCUAGCAAACCCUAUGAACCUUAUCCGGACAAAGAGGAUAUACCGUACGAACCGCAAGCGGAAUAUGUACGUCCUGGCAAACAGGAAUAUGAGCGGCCUGAAAAGCAAGAAUAUGAGCGUCCUGCUGAGCCGGAAUACAAACGCCCUGAAAAACCGGAAUAUAAACCUGCACCGUCUUACGGAGAGAAACCAUACGAACCUGUCACAGCCUAUCCAGGCAAAGAGGAUACACCUUAUGAACCGCAAGCAGAAUAUGAACGUCCCGGAAAACAGGAAUAUGAGCGGCCUGAAAAACCAGAAUAUGAGCGGCCUGAAAAGCCGGAAUAUGAACGGCCUCAAAAACCGGAAUAUGAGCGGCCUCAAAAACCGGAAUACGAGCGGCCUCAAAAACCAGAAUAUGAGCGUCCGGAAAAACCGGAAUACGAACGGCCUGAAAAACCAGAAUACGAGCGGCCUGAAAAGCCGGAAUAUAAGCGCCCUGAAAAAUCAGAGUAUAAACCGGCUUUUUAUGGCGACAAUCCAUAUGAACCUGUCACUGCUUAUCCAAACAAACCAACUGAACCUGUGGCUGCCUAUCCGGACAAACCUGAAACACCGUAUAAAUUCCAACCUGAAUACGAACGCCCAGAAAAACCAGAGUACCAACCUGCUCCUUACGUCGAUCAAUCAUACGAACUUGUCACUGUUUAUCCGGACACCCCGUAUGAACCCCAAGCUGAGACUGCUCCUCCUUACGACGCCAACGAUUAUAAAAUAUCUUCUUACCCGGAUAAACCAGUCGAAACAUACGAACCGGAAAAUAAACCCGAACAUGUUACCGAGCCUCUAUAUCCCGAGUAUCCAGUGCAACAAUCACCACCUCCACAGGGCGAAGAGUACCGACCCCAAUAUCAACCAGAACGUCCAUUCAUUGAUCAUCCAACUGAUGAAGUCCGUCAUCCGUAUCGGCCGUACGCACCACGACCAUUGCAACCCGUCCGUCCGAUAUACAAACGACCACCUGUGAACUACCGUCGACCCCCGUAUAAAAGACCUUACGGUGUUCCACAUACUGGCUAUCCACCUGGAACAUCAACCUCUGGAGUCACGUCAAUCCGACCAAUUCUCAAUCCAAAGAAUCAAACUUUACUCACCGUCGAUUUAGACUAUUCUCUAGAAGGUGAAGCUCCAACAGAACCUCCAGAGUUCGAACCAGAAGGAUAUGUAGUUCCAUCCACUUCAACAAGGAAACCUGAACCACCUAGAAAAGCAUAUCAACCGAUAUUUAGAAAGCCAUUCAGAGAUAGCCCUGUCCGUCCUAAAGUAACACGUCCAUCCAGCACUCGAGCUCCAGAAAAGGUCACAGAGAAACCAUCAAGCAAUGAAGAAUCUCCAUUAUUAGCUAAAUAUAAAUUCAAAGGCUCAUCGAAAUCAGAUGAUGGAUAUGGCCAGAGGACACAACCAAGAAGAAAACAAUCAUCCAAACAAACAAGUGAUUUAAAAAUAAUAACAUCACCGGUAGAAGAUGCGGGUGAAUCCGUCGGAUACAACAGUCAAAGUGUUGAGAACGAUCAUACGUAUUUAAUCACUGCCAAUCCCGAUCAAGAUCAGAUAUCCGAACUUGAUAGCUUCCUACCUAUUGAAGAAGAUUUCUAUUCAAGUAACUCAUCUGAUUCAGACGUCCUUUACUUCGAUGACGGUAUGAUUCCUCCCUUACUGUUACGUGUACGUGAUAAGGUUACUUCGACUACAGCAGCAGACGACGUUCCCAUCUACGUAGUUACAGAAUCGAUAGCUGAAAUUGUACCAACAACAACUACACAAGUUCCAUACGUUACGUCUACUGUAAUUCCAUUAACAACGAUAGCACCUACAACGACAACUACGAAAACAACAACAUCGACUGUAACACCAUCAACGAAAGCGGGCAAGAAGAAGAAGAAGAAGCGAGUUCGAACUAAGGGAUUGAAACGUGGCAAUGGAACCGGAACUAUAAUGCCUGCCAGCAAAAAAAGCGUCUCGGUCAUCGUGAAAGACGAAAUCGUACCGACGGCCAAUGUUACGCUACCCAGGACGUCGCCACGAAUUCGAUUCCCACCCAGGGUACGAUUCGUUCAGAAAACGGCUGAACGCGUUACCCGACAAAAUGAAAAGGACGGCGAUUUAGUAGCCUCUGAAACGGCUCACCAAUCGGUCGUGAGUCGUGAUUAUGUGGAGAGUGAUAUGAUUGAAAAUCACGCGAUGACAAAAGAAGAUUUGAUGGAAUGGAGUCUGAACGCUAUACCAAUCGAACGAUUAGAUCUCGUGUACGAUUCGAUCGAAUUGGAAGAUAAUCCAGCGGAAUGAGAACACACAGCAGGGAGUAUUUGCUUCACUUUAGCUAACAAAAGAGAAUGAUGAGAAAAUUGCAAUUUUGCUAGUGAAAUCACCGCUUGAGAAACAAAAAGGAAAAACUGUAGCCAUUUAACUGUGUGAAUGUGUCUUUUCUCCUAUUUUUACUACUCUUCCUUUCAGGUUGAAAGCAUCGAAAGAAAGUAUAGACGCGUCCUAUUUUUUUCAAAAAGAAAAUUUGGGUUGUAAAAAAAAAGAAAAAAUUCUGCAGUUUUCACUUACGCCUUUCAUCGCUUUUUAUCAUCGAAGGCGUAUUCACGUAAGGCUUGAUCUAAGCCUAAUCAUCCGUUUUCUAAUCGUCAAUCAAACGUGAUUAUUACUCAAAUUUUAAAACAGAUUUUUACGUAUAUAUAUAUAUUGCUUGGUCCAGAUAUUAAUACACGGUUUU